Prunus mume (Japanese apricot) is the source of this 2655-nucleotide messenger RNA. NCBI's taxonomy places the organism in Eukaryota, Viridiplantae, Streptophyta, Magnoliopsida, Rosales, Rosaceae. The record is from RefSeq and is a predicted model, not a curated record.
AUGAAGAAACAAAAAACAAUGACAAAUUUAUUAUGCUGUCUAGCUUGCCUUAUCUUGUAUGUCCAGCUGUUCUUAUCACCAAACAUUGCUUUUGCUUCUGCUACUUCUUCUGAGGCCGAGGCUCUUCUCAAAUGGAAAGCUACCUUUCAAAAUGAAACCAAAAAUAAUCUGACCUCAUGGGCUUACUAUCCAAACGUAAAUACAAACCCAUGCAACGUUUGGACUGGUGUUUCAUGCAACACUGCUGCAAGUGUCAACAGGGUCAACCUCACCAAUUCUGGAAUACAAGGUACGCUAUAUGAAUUUCCAUUCCUGUCCCUCCCUAAUCUCGAAUAUGUUGACCUCAGCUUGAACCAACUCUUUGGUGCCAUCCCAUCUCAGAUCAGUUCCCUCUCUAAACUCAUCUAUCUUGACCUUUCUCAUAAUCAGUUGUCUGGGAAAAUCCCACCAGAAAUUGGUCUUCUAAAUAGUCUUCAAGUCCUGCACCUAAAUGAGAAUCAACUAAAUGGCUCAAUCCCUCAAGAAAUCAGCCAGCUUCAGUUUCUUAAUGAGCUUUGUCUGCAAAAAAACAAUUUAACAGGUCCCAUUCCUCCAGAUUUUGGAAAAUUAAAAGACCUAACCAUGAUGUACUUGUUCAAAAAUCAACUUUCUGGUUCUAUCCCUUCCGAAAUUGGAAAUUUGAAGUCUCUAGUGAAUCUAGGCAUUUAUAAGAACAAUCUAUCUGGUUCAAUCCCGACAUCUUUAGGUAAUCUAACAAACCUUACCCUUCUCUAUGCCUAUGAAAAUAAGCUUUCCGGCGUAAUUCCAAAAGAGAUAGGGAACUUAAAAUCUCUUGUGGACCUACAGUUGAGCGAGAAUCACCUUAAUGGUUCCAUCCCCUCUUCGCUUGGUGACUUGAGCAACCUAGAAAUCUUAUUCCUACGUGAUAACCAACUUUCUGGCCCCAUCCCCCAAGAGAUGGAGAAUCUCAAGAAGUUGGCUGUGCUGCAAUUGAAAAAUAACAACUUUUCUGGUUAUUUGCCCCAAAAUAUUUGCGGAGGCGGAUACCUAGAAAACUUUACAGCACAAAACAACCACUUGAUAGGUUCAAUCCCCAAAAGCUUGAAAACUUGCAAGAGCUUAGUGAGACUUCGUCUUGAAGGGAACCAACUGACAGGCAAUAUAUCUGAUGACUUUGGUGCCUAUCCAAAUCUUAGAUUCAUUGACCUAAGCCACAAUAACUUGCACGGUGAGAUCUCACACCUCUGGGGACAGUGUCCACAAUUAGAAACCCUACGAAUUGCGGGGAACAAGCUUACUGGUAGUAUACCACCUGAGAUUAGCCAUGCAACCCAAAUUCAUGAACUCGAUCUUUCUUCCAAUAGUUUAGUCGGGGUGAUCCCAAAGAACUUUGGGAGAUUGACUUCUUUGGUGAAUUUGAUGUUGAAUGGCAAUCAACUUUGGGGUCCUAUACCCUCAGAAUUUGGAUCGUUGACUGAUAUUGAAUACCUUGACUUGUCCACCAACAAUUUCAAAGAGUCAAUUCCAGGCAUUUUUGGUGACUUUCUCAAAUUACACUACUUGAAUUUGAGCAACAACAAGUUCAGUCAAGAAAUUCCAUUUCAGUUGGGGAAGUUAGUUCAUCUGUCCCAACUUGAUCUAAGUCAUAACUCACUUGAGGGUAAGAUACCAUCAGAAAUGAGCAGUAUGCAAAGCUUGGAGAAGUUGAAUCUUUCCUACAAUAAUCUUACAGGUCUCAUUCCAACAAAUUUUGAUGAAAUGCAUGGCCUGUAUCGCAUCGACAUAUCCUACAAUCAACUGCAGGGUCCAAUCCCCAACAACAAAGCAUUUCAAAAUGCUCGAAUGGAUGGGAAUAACGGAUUGUGUGGCAACGUUGGAGGACUAAAACCCUGCAAUCAUUCUGUGGAGCAUAAGCAUACCUCAAAGAAGGAGUUCUUAAUCAUUUUCCCUAUCUUGGGAACACUUUUACUUGCUUUCCUGGCAUUUGUUUUGAUUGGAAGAAGAAGUAGAAGAAAGCAAGAACAGGAAAUCAAACGGAGCAAUAUGCACGAAAGCUUUUUCUCAAUAUCUAAUUUUGACGGAAGAAAAAUGUAUGGAGAAAUCAUGGAAGCAACCAAUGGUUUUGAUGUCGUUCAUUGCAUCGGGAAGGGAGGACAGGGAAGCGUCUACACGGCAAAACUCCCAUCAGGCAGCAUUGUUGCAGUGAAGAAAUUCCAUCAAACACUUGAUGGUGAGGAGGCAUCUCGGAAGGAGUUCCUUAAUGAAAUAAGGGCCUUAACUCAGAUACGACACCGAAACAUUGUGAAGUUUCUUGGCUUUUGUUCAAGUGCCCAACACUCGUUUUUGGUCUAUGAGUAUUUGGAAACAGGUAGCUUGGCUGCAAUCUUGAGCAACGAGAAUGAAGCUAAAAAAUUGGACUGGAGCACAAGGGUGAGAAUUGUAAAAGGAGUUUCUCAUGCGUUGUGUUAUAUGCAUCAUGAUUGCUCACCACCAAUUGUGCAUCGAGACAUAACAAGCAGCAACAUUUUGCUGCACUGUGACUAUGAGCCUUGUGUUUCUGACUUCGGCACUGCUAAGCUUUUGAAUCCAGACUCGUCGAAUUGGACUGCUCUUGCAGGCACAUAUGGAUAUGUAGCACCAGGUAAAAUACUAAAA